Messenger RNA from Haliotis rubra (blacklip abalone), 2666 nucleotides. Its product is annotated as putative tRNA (cytidine(32)/guanosine(34)-2'-O)-methyltransferase. NCBI's taxonomy places the organism in Eukaryota, Metazoa, Mollusca, Gastropoda, Lepetellida, Haliotidae. Gene Ontology annotation, molecular function: tRNA methyltransferase activity. Gene Ontology annotation, biological process: tRNA methylation; cytoplasmic translation. The record is from RefSeq and is a predicted model, not a curated record. Gene Ontology annotation, cellular component: cytoplasm.
AUCUCCCGUCGACGAACGAAUUUGGUAUCAUGGGUAGAUCCUCGAAGGACAAGCGGGAUGUUUACUACCGCCUUGCUAAGGAAGAGGGAUGGCGAGCAAGGAGUGCUUUCAAACUGCUGCAGAUAAAUGAUGACUUCAACAUAUUCCAAGGUGUGACAAAGGUUGUUGACCUCUGUGCUGCACCAGGAAGCUGGAGUCAGGUGUUGUCACGGAAACUCAGAGGUAUUGAUGGCAAACAGAGUGAUGCUAAGAUUGUGGCAGUGGAUCUGCAGGCCAUGGCUCCAAUUCCAGGGGUUAUACAGCUUCAGGGUGAUAUUACAAAGAAAUCUACAGCUCAAGAAAUCAUCAGCCAUUUUGAAGGGGAGAAAGCUGACUUGGUGGUCUGUGAUGGAGCCCCUGAUGUGACUGGUCUUCAUGACAUUGAUGAAUAUAUACAAGCUCAGCUUCUGCUGGCUGCUCUGAACAUCACAACUUUUGUCCUGAAGAAGAAUGGAACAUUUGUUGCAAAGAUAUUCCGAGGGAAGGAUGUGACCCUGCUCUACUCACAGUUGAAGAUUUUCUUUCCAUUCGUCACUGUCUUUAAACCGAGAAGUAGUCGGAACUCCAGUAUAGAGGCCUUUGUGGUGUGUCAGAGCUACAGUCCCCCGGAUGGCUACACACCCAACAUGUCCAACCCCUUGCUGGAUCAGCACUAUGAUGUGGACUUCAACAAUCUAGAAGGCCCCAACAGAGUUAUUGUUCCCUUCCUAGCCUGUGGUGACCUCAGUGGCUUCGACUCGGACCGGACGUACCCACUGGAGCUGGAGCCAGGUAAAGGCUACACCUACCACGCCCCUACUCAGGCUCCGAUAGACCCGCCCUACAAACAAGCCUGUAUCCUAAGGAAGUCUGACAAACUGGCCAAACAAGGGGCUCGACUCACUAAUACCAGUAACACUAGUUGUGUUGAGAGUAGUGCACAAGAGACUGAAAGCAGUGGUGUGGACAGCAGUGUUCAAUCAUGUGAAACCAGUUGUGAGGAACAUACUACCAAAAGUGAAGAAGAUGCAUUAGCUGGCGCUUGUGGUGGGAUUGGAAGGUUGAAACUGGAAACAUGACCCGUGAUGUGAGAUAACUGUUAUCUGAAUGCUCUUAAACAAUUUUUAUUGGGUUUUAAAUCUGAAGAGAGAGCUGCUGUCUGUACAGGAUAUACAGCAUAUAUUGUUGAAGUAACAACAUACAAACUCAUUUUCAUAAUGAUAUGGAUGGAUGUCUGGGAAUUCCAUAGGUUAAAAUGUACCUGGUGGAACUGAGGCCUGUGAGUGAGUGAGUGAGUGAGUGAAUGCUUUUGAUCACAUUUUUUUUAAAUGCAACGAACCCUCAAACUAUCUCAUUCACCUCAUACUCUCUCAACCGGCUACUCUGGGAAAGCCUCAAUAAGAACUAUUAGGAAGAACACUUUUUCAAUUCCUCUGCGAGGUUGUCUUUAAAGACAGGUUUAUUCUAUCAUAUAAAAGAACACAUCUGAGGAUAGCAUGAUAACUAUUUCAAUAGUGUUGUGAUACAACAAUAUAGUGAUUUUAUUGUCAGGUAAGUCAAAGUACAGCUGAAGGAGGUACCUCUUUUCUUAACUACUCGGUGAGGAUUCUAGUGUGGAGUAUAGCAUGUCCUACAGCUGUUGUAACCAGUGAUGUGGUUGACUGAAUGUACUUCAUUUGUGUUGAGGGGCGGUGGGGUAGUCUAGUGGUUAAAGCGUUGGCCCAUCACGCCAAAAACCCGGGUUUGAUUCCCCACAUGGGUACAAUAUGUGAAGCCCAUUUCUGGUGUCCCCCACCGUGAUAUUGCUGGAAUAUUGCUAAAAGUGGUGUUAAACCAUACUCACUCACUCACUCAUUUGUGUCGAUGUCAGUGACUGGAUUGUCUGGUUCAGACUUGCUAAUUUAUCUAACCUUAUUGGGUUUUUUAAUCCCAGUUCACCCUGGGUUCACCCUGGGAUCUAGGUUUGUCAGCACUAGACCUAUGUUCUUGGGUUUCAUCAAAGUGGAACAUGUAUGAGACCUUCAUCACUUGGGACUUUGCUCCUGAGUUCCGCUGACACACUGUGAUAUAAGUGGAAUACUGUCAGUCAUGUUAGAUCCAACUCACCCACACACAAAAUAUGUGAAGCAGUCCACCUAGUCACAACAUUAGGCAGACAUGCAAGAUUUAGCUACUGAAAGAAUGGCAUCAUGCUCUAUCUCACAGAUGCAUCAUUGUUCAUAUAUCAGGGCGGUGGGGUAGCCUAAUGGUUAAAGCGUUUGUCACGCCGAAGACCCGGGUUCGAAUCCCCACAUGGGUACAAUGUGUGAAGCCCAUUUCUGGUGUCCCCCACCGUGAUGUUGCUGGAAUAUUGCUAAAAGCAGCGUGUAAAACCAGUCAGUCAGUCAGUCAUACAUCACUUAGCAUCCAAGGAAACAAUAUGUAUCCCUUGUGCUACUGGGACCACAUGAUUGUCAGGCUUUCACUGUUGCAGCUCCUAUAGACUAUCAGUAAUCAGUACCAUAAGAUCACUUUGUGCACCAGGGCCAUCUGAGUCAAGGUCAUUGAUGUAUGAUAAAAAACCUCCAUAAGGUUGACCUUGAUGAACUUUAUGUCAUUGCAUCAAAUGUUUACAAAACUAUUCCUGCAAAUAAAGACAACAAGAAAUA